CCACCACAGCAGCAGCCCAGUCAGUGCUGCGCCGACGCUGGUGGAGAGCAGACGCCCUGCGCAUGCGUCGUGCCCCUCGUUGUCCUGUGCGCGUGCGUCGUUAGGCCCUUGGAUUACUGACCUCCCCCUGUGAUGUGAGUGUGUGUGUGUGCGUGCAGUGCUUUGUGUUGUGACCGGGCCCGGAUUAUGCCCUGAUCGUUUGACCGCUGCUGCGAUUGGAUUCCCGAUGGUUGCCAUGGCCGCCCCGUGGUGGCCGCUGGUGGUGCUCGCGGUGAUGGCGGUGCGUGCCCAGGACGUGGACCCGCCGCCGUCCACGUCCUCGCCGGGCGCCGGCGACCCUUGCUACGACGAGUCGGGCGCGCCGCGCCGCUGCAUCCCGGACUUUGUGAACGCGGCCUUCGGCAAGCCGGUAGAGGCGAGCUCCACGUGCGGCGAGGCGGGCCCCGUGCGCGUCUGCGACACCCAGGGCGGCUGCCAGGUGUGCGACGACACGCACGCGCGCCGCCGCCACCCGGCCGCCUUCCUCACCGACCUCAACAACCCCGCCAACGUGACGUGCUGGCGGUCCGAGCCGCAGCCGCCGCCCGCGUCCAGCUCCGCGCCGCCGGACAACGUGAGCCUCACGCUCAGCCUGGGCAAGAAGUACGAGCUGACGUACGUCAGCCUGCAGUUCUGCCCGCGCGCCGUCAAGCCCGACUCGCUGGCCAUCUACAAGUCCAUGGACUAUGGCAAGACGUGGCAGCCGUGGCACUUCUACUCGUCGCAGUGCCGCCGCGUGUACGGCCGGCCCAACCGCGCCACCAUCACUCGCGCCAACGAGCAGGAGGCCCUGUGCACCGACGCGUCCUCCGCCUCCUCCAGGAUCGCGUUCAGCCUCCUGGAGGGCAGACCCUCCGCCGCGGACUUUGACUACUCGCCGGUGCUGCAGGACUGGGUCACCGCCACCGACAUCAAGGUCGUCUUCAACCGCCUCAGCUUCCCCAAGAGUAAAGAUGCCGUGGACGAGGAUGACGACGACGACGACCUCCUGGAGGACGACCCCUUCCUGGACGACCUGCCCAAGAAGGACCCCGUCCACGGGCGCGUGGCGCACCCGCACAAGUACGCGAGGGUGCCGCACCUGGCGGCGCACACGAGCCUCCCCGCCGCGGACGAGGCGGACGCCGACGACGACCUGGACGAUGACGACGACCUAAGCAACAUCCUGGAGGCGACCCCCGAGGCGCCCUCGCACGGCGGUGCAGCGGGGCCCGGCGCGUCGUCGGUGGCCUCCACUUCCAUGGUGGCGGCGGGCUACGCCGUCAGCGACCUGUCCGUCGGCGGCCGGUGCAAGUGCAACGGGCACGCGUCGCGCUGCACGGCGACCGGCGGCCAGGGCGGCCAGCCGGGGCAGCUGACGUGCGAGUGCAGGCACAACACGGCGGGCCGCGAGUGCGAGCGCUGCAAGCCCUUCCACUUCGACAGGCCAUGGGCCAGGGCCACCGCCAAGGACGCCAACGAGUGCAAAGCGUGCAACUGCAACGGCCACGCGCGCAAGUGCCGCUUCAACAUGGAGCUGUGGAAGCUGUCGGGCCGCGUGUCCGGCGGCGUGUGCCUCAAGUGCAGGCACUUCACCGCGGGCCGCCACUGCCACUACUGCCGCGAGGGCUACUACCGGGACGCCUCCAAGCCCAUCACGCACAGGAAGGCCUGCAAACCGUGCGACUGCCACCCGAUCGGCGCCUCGGGCAAGACGUGCAACCAGACGAGCGGCCAGUGCCCCUGCAAGGACGGCGUGACGGGGACCACCUGCAACCGCUGCGCCAGGGGCUACCAGCAGAGCCGCUCGCACAUCGCGCCCUGCGUCAGGAUCCCGAAGGUGUCCGUGAUCCAGGCCGAGGCCGCCGCCGUGGACGAGGACGAGGAGGAGCCCGCCAGCGAGGAGACGGAGACUGCAGACCGCUGCGGGAAGUGCACGGCGAGCAGCAAACGCCUGAACCUCAGCAAGUACUGCAAGCGUGACUACGCGCUCAUGGGCGAGGUGGUCGGGCGCGAGGCGGUGUCGGGCGACUGGGUGCAGUACACCCUCGCGGUGCACAGCGUGUUCAAGAAGUCGAGGGAGUCCCGCCUGAGGAGGGGCUCACUGUCGCUGUGGGUCCGCGUGAGCGACCUCAACUGCAACUGCCCCCGCAUCCACACGGGCAGGUCGUACCUGAUCCUCGGCCAGGAGGAAGACAUGGCGUCGGGAUCGAUCCGGCCCGGCCUCACCGCCGGCCGCCGGUCCGUCGUCAUCGAGUGGCGGGAGGAGUGGCACGUCAGGAUGCGGCGCUUCCAGCAGCGCUCCAAGAACUGCCCCUAGUCCAGGGCCCGGAGGGGCUGCAGCCGGGCAUGUGUGUGACCAUAGUGCCAGAGACGGAAGGCCGACAGAGGCCAGUUGCCUGGCUGUGAUGAACAACAACUUUCUAUAUACGUACUAUUUUCCCUUUGACAAUGAAAAAAUUUCAACAACAGAAAAUAAACACGCGAAUCUUAAUAAUUUAAGAUUAGAAAAAUGAAAUUAAUAAUGUGGUUUGUAAAGAGAAUCUAUGGAAACUGUAGAUAUGAGUAAUUGUCAUGUGUAAAAUUUGUGGUGUGAGUGCUGGUAUGAAUGAGAGGUCAAGUUUUAUGUACAAAUUUCAUAAGGUGUUGUAAAUAUUGUGAAUGAAUGAAUAAAGUAUGAAUGGAGGAAUGAAUGAGAAUACUUAUUUAUUGUAUUUUUAAAGUUUUCUGGUGUUCUUUUACAAGUACGUAGAUAGAUGCCAUUAGUGUUACUAUACAACUUACAACUGAAGUAAUCAGUUCGUGUUCAAAAAAAAUAAUACUAAUGUUGAAAUUACUGAGUAAUUGAAGUCUGUGUUAUUUAGAUUGAUUCAAAUAAGAUACCAAAGUACCAAUUUAAUGGUGCUACAGCACACUUUUUAUUUUGUAACAUCAUUAAUUCAAGUUCCUUCUCUGCAGACAAGCAGCAUACCUGUUACUGAUUUAUGUUGCUUCAAUUAGAAAGUUCCUCCAACUUUAUGAAAGCAUCUCAAUAUGGAUGUCUCAUUCCAAUUUGUGAAUUAAAGAGUGUAAAACUAG
Messenger RNA from Frankliniella occidentalis (western flower thrips), 3096 nucleotides. RefSeq names its product netrin-3-like. NCBI's taxonomy places the organism in Eukaryota, Metazoa, Arthropoda, Insecta, Thysanoptera, Thripidae. Bases 227 to 2338 code for a protein of 703 amino acids. The transcript has 8 exons. Gene Ontology annotation, molecular function: protein binding. The record is from RefSeq and is a predicted model, not a curated record.